Messenger RNA from Linum trigynum, 3083 nucleotides. The record is from the annotation of a GenBank genome assembly. Lineage: Eukaryota; Viridiplantae; Streptophyta; Magnoliopsida; Malpighiales; Linaceae.
CGAGUUAGUUAGGGAUUCGUUCCUCUGUCUACUCUAGGAUUGCCGCCGUUUCCCGGGCGCGAACGUCCACCGUCGUCAAUUGUAGGAGCUAGCUCCGCUUCUUUUCCUCUGUUCGUCCUCCUCCUUUCUGUAAGUAUCGUUAUCAUAUAGCUUCAAUUUCUCCUCGCUCUCUGCCUUCUUCUGUUCCUUCGCCCCUGACGGAGAGAGAGUUCGGUAAUGCCUGCUGGUUAUGGCUUCUGUACUAUUUCGACAUUCAAGUCGCUGCAGAGGAAAAGUUCUCAACGUUGUAGAGGAGGAGAGAAUCUAUUAGAAUUAGCAUCUCACAUGGAGCUUCUUCUUUUGUAUUUCCUUUUUACAGUGUGCUGAUUGAAGAAAGAAUCUGGUAGUUUUGAGUUAGUCAAAAGCAGCUGGAAAUAGUUCAGGUAUGUGUGUUUAAUAACUGAAUUUCAAGAAAAAUCUAUGUCGGAAACAAAGUUUUGAUCUUUUUAGGCUAGAAGCUAUUUGGGGAAGAUUGAUUUUGGAAAUAUUUUAUUUCUCGUACUUAUAAGAUGCCUGCCUUACCACGAUUUGCUUACUUCUCCUCCUUCCUUAUCUCAGCAGCCCAAUCGUGGGAAACUGCCGUCGGCUACCUCAUCCACCGCAGAUGUUGAAGCUACUGGCUGGCCGGACAAUGGUCUCUAUGACUUUUGUGCUUCCAUCUCUCUUACCUCCAAAACCUUUUUCACGACUUUCAACAAUUCUGUUUCCCUCCACUUCUUGGUCCCUCUCGUCUCCUUCUUCCUCCAGACCUCCACGGUUCUACUCCUCAGUUUCACAGAUUUCUCAUCUAAGGCGCCUUUGUGAUGGAGCCAACUCUCAUCUAGUUAUCUCGCUGUAUGCCUGAAAAGCGCCUCAGAGUUGCUGUUCUGCUAAGUGGUGGAGUGGAUAGUAGCGUUGCCCUUCGGCUGCUCCAUGCUGCCGGCCAUGAAUGUAACGCCUUUUACCUGAAAAUCUGGUUCCAGGUACAAUGUUGCUGACUUUCGUUUUCAUAUUCGGAACUUUUGCUUCGUCUUGCUCUGGUUCUUAUGUUGGUGAAUUUUUUUGUGUAGGAAGACUUUGAGAACUUUUGGUCAGAGUGACCAUGGGACGAGGAUUUGAAGUAUGCUAGAGCUGUUUGCAAUCAGGUUACCCUCUUCAAGUUGUUUCUGCUGAUAGUUGCUUUCCAUUCUGGUUCAAGAAUGUAGUAUGCUUCUAAGCAGUAUGAUGUGAUGUCCUCAUAUGUAUGUUUUUGAAUUGUAGUCUUUGGGCUUGAGGGUUCAUAUAUUGUAUGUGUAUGAUCCCUUAGUCAUCUCCGGUUUAUUCUUCGAUUUUGGUUCCAGGUUGAUGUGCCAUUAGAAGUUGUGCAUUUGACUGAUGAAUAUUGGAAGAAUGUGGUAUGCAUCUUUGUCCUUCUUACCUUGAGUGGUCUGAGCUGAUGGAGCUAUGGGGGAAUGUUUUCGAUUUUGAAAAUGACUGAGAGGCGACAUGAUUUGUUCAGGUGUCUUACAUUAUCAAGGAGUACCAAUGUGGUCUUACUCCCAACCCGGAUGUACUAUGCAAUACACGAAUUAAAUUUGGUAUGUUUCGUUUCAGCUUUGUGGCAAUCUGUUCUUCAUUCAGAGGUUGAUUCAAUGUUUGAUCCCUCGUCUCUCAUACUCACAUUGGUGUUUAUUAACAAAACUCAGGUGCUUUCUUGGAAGCGGUGAAUGACAUGGGAUUUAACUAUAUUGCUUCAGGGCAUUAUGCUAGUUUGAUCCACCCAUCUUCAAAUGAAUUGAAUAAGGCUUCUGUUUUGGAGCUCUCAAAAGACUUGGUGAAGGAUCAAAUUUAUUUCCUUUCGCAUUUAUCACAAGCUCAACUAAAGCGCCUGAUUUUCCCACUAGGCUGCAUUGCAAAGGAAGAGGUUCGCAAACUUGCUACAACAUUUGACCUGCCUAAAAAGGACAGAAAGGAUUCAAAAGGAAUUUGUUUCUUAGGAAAGAUAAAAUUGAGUGAGUUCGUUGCGAGACAGAUCGGGGAGAGAGAAGGUAUCAUACUAGAAGCUGAGACGGGCGAUUUCCUUGGUAUGCAUAGAGGAUUUUGGUUCGACACCAUUGGUCAGCGACAAGGCAUUCGCCUUCCUGGUGGUUCCUGGUAUGUUGUCGACAAGGAUGUGAAUAACAAUGUUGUGUUUGUCUCCAGAAACUACUUCUCCAUCGACAAGAAAAGGCGAUCAUUUCGUGUUGGCUCGCUGAAAUGGCUUAGUGAUAGACCUCCUGAGGAAAAGUGGCAGAUUCAGUGCAAGGUCCGGCAUGGUCCAGGGAUUUACAAUUGCAAUGUGACUAUAGAGCAUAGUGAAGAUGAAAAUGAGGAAGUUGCAGUUGUCCAAUUGUCAGAAGAUGAUCAAGGUCAAGCUGCAGGGUAGUUUGCAGCCUUCUACAAUGGAAGAAUAUGUAUAGGCUCCAGCGUAAUAUUGGAAUCAUGGGAUGAUCAAGGGUUCCCUGUAUGUGAAAGGGCCAUGGAAAUUGCUAAACUAGAAGACAAAUCAAAGCUGGGGAAACCAGUUAAGAUAAAAGUGAAGCCGUUCUUUUUGAACAGGUAAUUCUUCAUCGUAUUUUUUUUAUAUGAAGUGAUGCUGAAAUUUUAUUCAUCUUAAAAGUGGAGGGUCCAUAAGAAAUGGACUAGCUCCUGAUGAUUACAUAAAGAAAAAUGUAAGAAGAACCAGAACAAUUAUAAAAUAAACAUUCAAGGAGGCCAGAGAGUUCUUUGAAGGACUCUGUUCAAAGAGAUGGGACAGAAAUAGAACUUGCAGUUGGCAGCUAAACAAAUAUCCAGAGCCGGAGUCUGAGGUAUCCAUUGCUCAACUAGACUGAUGGUUCAUGGAAGCCCUUUCAAGCAUUAUAGGUACGCUGCCCUUUCUAAGACUUUCAUAUCCUUCUUUUCUGAGGUGGGCCUCUGCUUCUGUAAAAUAAGAAUGGAGCUCAUCCUGGGUUCUCGGAGUGUACAAUGUCCAGUGAACAUCAUUGCCAUUACGAUAUCUUAAUUAACCAUCUACAAGGGAAUGAGAAUAAAUAUUCAGUAGUUGU